Ochotona princeps (American pika) is the source of this 1690-nucleotide messenger RNA. It is a transcript of the gene ICMT, whose product is annotated as isoprenylcysteine carboxyl methyltransferase. Bases 83 to 937 code for a protein of 284 amino acids. Gene Ontology annotation, biological process: C-terminal protein methylation. The record is from RefSeq and is a predicted model, not a curated record. The transcript has 5 exons. NCBI's taxonomy places the organism in Eukaryota, Metazoa, Chordata, Mammalia, Lagomorpha, Ochotonidae. Gene Ontology annotation, cellular component: membrane; endoplasmic reticulum. Gene Ontology annotation, molecular function: protein C-terminal S-isoprenylcysteine carboxyl O-methyltransferase activity.
GGCGCCGUGCGCAGGCGCGGUGUGCCCGGGCUCCAGUGUGCGCGGCCGCCGUCCGCCGCCCGCCCGUCCGCCGCCCUGAGCCAUGGCGGGCUGCGCGGCGCGGGCUCCGCCGGGCUCCGAGGCGCGCCUCAGCCUCGCCACCUUCCUGCUGGGCGCCUCGGUGCUCGCGCUGCCGCUGCUCACGCGCGCCGGCCUGCAGGGCCGCACCGGGCUGGCGCUCUACGUGGCCGGGCUCAACGCGCUGCUGCUGCUGCUCUACCGGCCGCCGCGGUACCAGAUCGCCAUCCGGGCGUGUUUCCUCGGCUUCGUCUUCGGCUGCGGCGUGCUGUUGAGUUUUAGCCAGUCAUCUUGGAACCACUUUGGCUGGUACGUGUGCUCUCUGUCGCUCUUCCACUACUCGGAGUACUUGGUGACGGCCGUCAACAACCCCAAGAGCCUGUCCCUGGACUCCUUCCUUCUGAACCACAGUCUGGAGUACACGGUCGCAGCACUGUCGUCCUGGAUAGAGUUCACGCUGGAAAACAUCUUCUGGCCAGAGCUGAAGCAGAUGACCUGGGUCAGUGCCACGGGGCUGCUCAUGGUGGUCUUCGGUGAAUGUCUGAGGAAAGCGGCCAUGUUCACAGCCGGCUCCAACUUCAACCACGUGGUGCAGAACGAGAAGUCAGAUACCCACACCCUGGUGACGAGCGGGGUGUACGCCUGGUUCCGGCACCCCUCCUACGUCGGCUGGUUCUACUGGAGUAUAGGAACCCAGGUGAUGCUCUGUAACCCCAUCUGUGGCGUUGUCUACGCCCUGACUGUGUGGCGCUUCUUCCGCGACCGAACGGAGGAAGAGGAGAUCUCCCUCAUCCACUUUUUCGGCGAGGACUACCUGGAGUACAAGAGGAGGGUGCCCACCGGGCUGCCCUUCAUACAGGGCGUCAAGGUGGAGCUAUGACGGGGGGCCACCGCCCUGGCCUCCGGCUACUCUCCUGGGACAUCCCCGGACCCAGAACGUCGGACCCACUGGAGCCACCCGUGCGGCACUAAGUCCGGCUAGGGCGUCGCUGCCAGGGGAACCGAGCACACCUCAGCGAUAUGCAGCAGCACCCCGCCAGGGUUGAGCCGUGUGGCCCCGCGGAUGCCUCGGGCAGGUGGGCUCCCCGCCAGGCCUCCCCAGCCCACAGCGGGUAGGUGUCACGGGUGGUUGGUGCACACAGGGUGCGUGGACCACCUUUCUUUCAGCCACAAACAGCACAGCUUUAAUCUCUCCGUCCUUAAGUGCAUGACCAGCCACACAGUUCUAAAGAAUUUCCUCAUCCACUGCUUUUGCUCUUCAUGUAUUUAAUCAUAUUUACAUAUCUAUUUUUUAUAAACAGCCAUGUGAAUUCCCAGGGGACUCACUUGGUGUCUCCAUCCCAGCCUCUGUUUGGAGCAAUAAGCAUCGACACCUCGGCGCUGCGGCCGGCUGUAGCAGGUGCCGUCAGUGUCCCCAGGCCGGUCUCCUGCCCCUCCUGGGCUUGGUGGCAGCCGGCUCAGGGCUGCAUCACUUGUCCUUUUCCUGGCACGUGCCCACCAUGUCCCUGCUCUCCACAGGACACUGGGAAGCACGACUCUCCAGCUUCUAUCUUUCUAAUUUAAUUUUUUUUUAAUUUUCUUAACCAUAACUUACAUAUUUUGUGUUUGGGUAUAAAGUCACUUAACGAUUGUU